This is a messenger RNA of Trichobilharzia regenti, 4453 nucleotides long. NCBI's taxonomy places the organism in Eukaryota, Metazoa, Platyhelminthes, Trematoda, Strigeidida, Schistosomatidae. The record is from the annotation of a GenBank genome assembly.
AUUACCUUGGCCGCGCACUUUGACGCGUAGCGCGAGGUUAAGCACGUUAGUGUGUAGCGUAUUCUUGGUACUGAGAGUAGUAAUACGAUGUCUGACUACGCUACUUUCCAAAAUUUGCUGUUGCAACUACAAAGCCCAGACAACGAGUCACGUACUCAAUCUGAGUCAGCGUACGAGGCUAUUGCACCAACAACUCGAUUCUCUCUGAUUCUCCAAGUACUGAAUGACAAAAGUGCAGUUCCUCAGUCUCGACAUAUGGCUGCCAUCUUGGGUCGUCGACUACUUGUCAAUGACUAUGGUUCUGCAUUUGAACCUCUUCCUGAUGAGACGAAAAACUCGGCCAAGCAACAGUUAAUAUUGAUUGUUGUUCAUGAAACCGAGCAGUUGAUGCGUCGAAAAGUAGCUGAUUUAAUUUCUGAAUUGGUUCGAGUGCAGUUUGAUGAUGAUGGCAUUUCUGAAUGGCCUGAGUUCACAUCUAUCUUACUGGAAUGGUCAAAUUCACCCGACACCGGUUUGAGAGAGGUUGCCUGCCAUAUUUUUGCAUCAGUUCCGUCACUUUUUGGGAAUCAGCAGGCACAGAGUAUUGGGAUUAUUGGUCAAUUUCUUGCCAGAGCCAUCUCUGAUCCUUCGUGUUCAGAGCUUAGGGCUGCUGGAUUGCGUGCCCUAGCUGCCUUUGCGGUUCAAAACGCGACUGAAGACUCUGUCCUUCAAGCCCUCAGAGAACUGGUUCCUGUCUCCUUACAGGCUAUUACUACGGCAAUUCAAAGUGAUCCAGAAGACGAUACACCUCUCAAAGCCUUGGUCGAUAUCGCGGAUGCCGCUCAUAAGUACUUGAAACCCUAUCUAGCGCCUACAUUGGAAUUGUGCUAUAAAAUAUUGUGUAACGAGGAACUUUCUGAACAACAACGACAAUUAGCCCUCGAAGUUAUUGUUACGUUGGCAGAAAACAUCCCAUCUGGUGUACGAAAGUCUUCUAAUUUGAUCGAGUCGCUUGUUGGAACACUGUUAAAAAUGAUGUCAGAAGUUGAUGAGGAACCUGACUGGGCAGAUGCAGAUACUGCAGAAGAGGAAGAUGAAAGUAGCAACGCUUUAACAGCAGAACUCGCUCUCGACAGGUUAUCAUGUGCUGUUGGGGGUCAGCAUGUGCUGAAUGAGAUCCGUCGAUCAGUCCCAAAUAUGCUUCAACAAGCUGACUGGAAACGACGCUAUGCUGGUUUGAUGGCCAUUUCUGCCUGUAGCGAAGGUAGCAGCAAACAGAUGGAGACAAUGCUUGGUUCUAUACUAGAUGCUGUUAUUCCUCGUCUUAGUGAUCCACAUCCACGUGUUCGGUAUGCCGCUUGCAAUUCUGUUGGCCAGAUGGCUACAGAUUUCGGCCCGAAACUACAGAAAACUCAUCACAAUAUUGUACUUCCAGCUUUAGUUCAAACACUAGAUGAUACCGUUCCUAGAGUUCAGGCCAAUGCUGGAGCUGCUCUUGUGAAUUUUUGUGAAAAAGUACCACAGAAUAUUUUGGCGAAUUAUUUGGAUGGCUUAGUUUCGAAACUUGAACAGAUAAUGAAUUCUAAAUUCCGAGAAAUGGUGGAACAUGGUCGCAAAUUAGUGCUCAUGCAAAUAGUUACAACUGUCGCAUCUGUCGCCGAUGCCGCUGAAAAGAAGUUCUUACCAUAUUAUGAUCGCUUUAUGCCGGUAUUGAAGUAUAUAAUGGAAAACGCUGUGCACAAAGAUUUACGUGUGUUACGUGGCAAAACUAUCGAAUGUAUUAGCUUAAUUGGACUGGCCGUUGGAAAGGAGAAGUUCCUUCAAGAUGUGGGACCAGUGAUGAACUUACUACUUCAAACACAAACUCAACCCGACUCCGAAUCAUCAGUCGAUGAUGAUGACCCUCAGGCUUCUUAUAUGAUAAGUGCUUGGGCACGAAUCUGCAAACUUUUGGGUCGUGAUUUUGAAAGUUACCUACCCGUUGUUAUGCCACAAGUACUGCGCUCUGCCUGUGUAAAACCUGAGAUAUGCAUACUUGAUAACGACGAGGCAGAUAAUGUGGAAUCCGAUGUCGACUGGCAAGUUGUCAAACUUGGAGAAGACAGGAAUUAUGCUAUUCGUACGAGCGGACUAGAAGACAAAGCCACAGCUUGCCAAAUGCUUGUAUGUUAUGCGCGUGAAAUGAAAGAGAGCUUCGCACCAUAUUGCCAACAAGUUCUGGACAUAAUGGUUCCGUUACUUGAUUUUUAUUUCAAUGAUGAAGUUCGCAGUGCUGCAGCUGAAUGUUUACCUUUUCUCCUCAGCAGUAUGAAGGCUAAACAACCAGAGGUAGUAGCCAGUGCCUGGGACUGUGUACACAAAAGUCUGAUACGUGCGGUGACCAAUGAACCUGAACGUGAUGUGGUUGCAGAUCAUCUACAGGCACUUUCGAAUUCUAUAGAAGCUGUAGGAAAGACAUAUAUAACCAGUGACCAAUUAGCUGAAAUUCGAAGUUUAUUGGAUCAUCUAUUUCAUGAACACUUUGAAAAAAGUGAAGAACGCCUUGCUCAACGUCAAAAUGAGGAUUAUGAUGAAUUCGAAGAGGAACGUCUACUUAGUGAAAAAGAUGAAGAUGAGUACGUUCUUUCUAAGAUGUGUGAAGUAGUACAUUCCGUUUUUGUCGCCUUUGGUGUGGAAGCCCUUCCGUUCUUUCAACAACUUAUGGUAUUCUGUGUCAAACUUUUGGUGAGUUUUCCAACUUGUUUAUUUUGAAUUUAGCGUCGCUUUCAAAAGCAUCCUAAUAUAAUCUCGUUGACAUUUCAGUGAACCUUAUCGAUUUCAAAUGUUUACAAAAUUCCCCACACAUUAAAAUCAGAAAUUCACGUAAAUAAUGGUUUUCGUGAUGUCACAUGUAUCAUUUCAUAAAACAUUCAUCCAGUUGCCAAGUUAUUAUAGAAGUCAUGUAUUUUGCAUGUAUGCCCAUAUUUUCUAAAACAAAGUUGCGAAUGUGUAUAUUUCUGACGAUGAUUUUGUUAGAAAGUGAGGAAAUAUUCUUCCGAAAGAAAAAUCGGAAGAAGAAUAUUUUUUGAAAUUUUUAUUCAGAGAAAAAGUCAUAAAGUGAGGUGUCGAUACUUUCAGUUUUACUUUAUUUUCCACAGGAACAAAAUCGUCCUUGGUCUGAUUUGCAAUGGGGUAUAUGUUUGUGGGAUGAUGUAAUCGAGUUUACUGGAACACAAAGUUGGCAGUUCCACCAAUUCUUCCUACCUACAUUCAUUCAGGCUAUACAGCAUCAGCAACCUGAUGUUCGUCAAGCUGUCGUAUAUGGGAUUGGCGUUGCUGCUAUAAAUGGUGGUCCAGAAUAUAAUGAGAUAUUGUCUAAUUUUGUGGGUCCUCUCAUCCAGUUAAUUGAAGCCGAAGAUUCCAAAUCGGAAGAAAACAACUUGUGCACCGAAAAUGCAAUCAGUGCGGUUACAAAGAUUAUGAAGUACCGACCCGAAUGUUUGCCACCGGCAAUAGGAGGAAUUGACGCGUUGAUCAACCGAUGGCUAGGCUGGCUUCCUAUAUGGGAUGAUACUGUGGAAACUGAACAUGUCUACGGCUAUCUGUGUGACCUUCUUGAGGCUAAUAAUCCUGUUGUAAUUGGACCAGACAACUCUAAUUUACCACGUAUUGUUCGCGCCAUUGCAGAAUCCAUGUCCACAGGUGGUUUGUCUGAUAGUGACACAGAAAACAGUAGCCCAAAACUAGCAGCAGGUGAUCAAGCUGGUGGUUUCAACCAACAAAACGGUUUGGACAAACCCUCUACUUAUCAGCGGUGCGUGUCAAUAUUGCGCCAUAUCCAGUCUAAUUCGUCCUUGGUAGAAGCUUGUGUAAGUCAGCUUAAUGAAGAACAACGUAAAGCUCUGGGUGUAGCUUUGAUGAGUCAUUGAUUCGGAGAAUAAGCAAUGCCUUUCCUGUUUGUCCAUACGAAUGAACACUACUUGAUUCAUACAAUAACUUAUUUGUUUCCACUUACGUAUUAGAACAUACCGAUUCACUCAUAUUAUAGAUCUUGUAAAUUAUUCCAAAAGUAUAGACGGAACGCUUUUUGCAUCUCUUUCAAUUCAUUUGGUUUUCAGUUGCGGUUAUUUUGAUAUGGUUACCAAUCUAAUGUUACAAAUAUUCAUAAAUUGUUCUUUGUCUAUUUCAUUCAAUCAGAUUCAGAUGAUAAUGUUCCCUCAUUAUAAGCGUUUGUUGCACAUACUUAUAAAUAUUGGUUUCUGUCUCCUUCCUGUAUUCAACGUAAUUUCUAUCCUCUGCUUUACUCAUAGAAUUAAUCCAAAAAAGUUUGUUUUUAUUGAUGUUGAUUGGAUAAUGAUCAGAUUUCUAACUGUAACCAAAUCAAUAAGUCCAUUUCACCAAUCUUAUUAACUACUCAAAAUAUAGUUUGGGGUAAUAAUUAUAUGAAAAUACAUGAAAUGACCGCUUGGUGUUUCAUACUAUUGUGUUACUGCUA